Messenger RNA from Symbiodinium necroappetens, 3924 nucleotides. Lineage: Eukaryota; Dinophyceae; Suessiales; Symbiodiniaceae. The record is from the annotation of a GenBank genome assembly.
GUCAGCCACGUAGACGUCUUUGUUUCUCACUCUUGGAGCUCCUCCCCGUUCUUGAAAACAUUGGCCCUCUGCUUGUUCAUGAAUAUGUGGAUGGCAGUGAAGGCUGCCGUAGCCACCUGGAUUGGCCUGAGCUUUGCGCUGGUCGUCUCAACGGGGGGGCCUUACAGCCUUGGAGGUACUGACAUGCUCUGGCUCACAGCGGUGUUGGUGUACCUGCCGGUGGCUGUGUUCGUGACAGUCCUGCUGUUUGGGCAGACGAUCACCUGCGGGAGGUUCUCUCCUUCCUUUUGGUUUGAUCGCCUUUGUGUCCAGCAAAGCCACGAGGAAGUGAAGAGGACGACCAUCGCUGCAUUGCCUGUUUUCGUGGCAAGCUCCAGUCGGAUGCUCGUCCUCGGAGACGAUACUUACUUCGAACGGCUCUGGUGCAACCUGGAGCUCGCGAUUUUCGCUAAGUGUUCCUCCGACCCCGGCGCAGUGCAGUACAUGCCUCUGUGGUUGGCCCCAUGGAUAUUGUCAACAAUCUUCAUGGACAUUAUUUGUAUCACCAUUGCACCGCCGCUGGAGAGUUUCGCGCUGGAUCAUCUCAGCACCCGAAUCCAAGAGUCAUUCGGAGAAGACUCCACUAUGAAGUUCUUCGUGAUGCUCAUGUUGACUUGGAUCUUCCCCGGAAUGUGCUAUUUGCCUGCAGCCCUGCCGAGCUUCUUCUCUCACGUGAGGAAGAUUCGACAGCAUGAGCUCACACUGCAGCACAUGGACUGCUUCAACAUCCAGAAUGCCAAGUGCACCCGUGAGUCAGACCGCGAGAUCAUCGAGAAUCAGGUCUUGGAGCUCUUCGACGAUCCUGUCGAAGUCUCCAACCAUGCGGACUCGCCAAACAAGGGGCUUUUUUCACCGGUGGACAACCGAUCACCCUGGCGACGUCCUAGCAUAAACAGCUCCUGGAACGACCGUGAGCGGAGAAAGCGGUUCAGGAAUUUCAACCGCUAUGUCCACGGCCCGUUGCGGGAAUCUGUGCUCCGAGGUCUCGGCAAGGAGGUUGACAUGCCGUGGAGCUUGUGCUUGAUUUGUUUCAUGCCUUUGGUGUUCUACUCGGCCGUCAGCGUCCUCGGCUGUGACGGCAAUAAGUGCGAAGUCACUGCGCAAGUGGUGGGUUACGACACAGCUUUACAGUAUGUGGUGGCCAACGCGCUGAGCUGGAUCUUGGGAUUUGGGCUGGUCAUCCCGACGACGCACCCAAUCCUGCUGCGAAUGGUCAAGGUCGUUCUCACCGUGUCCAAGAACGUGCCAACCCAGGUUGUAAAGAUGCAGCGGUCUUUCCUUGUGGAUGACGACCGGGUGCUCGUGUUCACAGAGGCGAAGUCUCAUGUGGACAAUGCCAAGGUUGAAGAGAUGACUGUGCAGUUCCAGGCGCCGAUCAUCGAUGCCAUGAACAUGCGCUCAGUGUUGGCAUCGCAAGUCCCCUUCGCGGAGAAGUUGGCCAAGGUCAAAGCAGCCGCGACGGAGAUCUUGACCGCCCCACCCAGCGAAGGCGAGGCCAAAGUGCCUUCCGACGAAGCCAAGAAGGACAAAAAAGAUAAGAAGAAAGACAAAAAGGACAAAAAAGAAAAGAAAGAGAAAAAGCUGAAGAAAGACCGCGACGGAGCGGAAGGAGGCAAAGAGAAGAAGGAGAAGAAGAAGGACAAGGAGAAAAGGAAAGAGAAAAAGAAGGAGAAGAAGGAGAAGCAGAGCCAACUGCCGAAGCGACCAAAGCCUGAAGCAGACGCAGCAGAGGCUGAAACCUUCAUCGAGGAGGAGGAAGAGGAGGAGAUGGUUGACAUUGACGAGGAGGUAGAGGUGCUGGCCGAAGGGGAGGUUGUGGGACUCAUGGGCAGCUCCUCGUCCUCGUCCAGCGACACAGAUUACGGCGCUGACGCGCUGGUCGAGCUGCCUAUGGACGUGUCGGCACCAGAUGAAGUCAGCGACGGCGACGACGUCGUCUGCGACGCCCCGACACCCUUGCGGCCACUGAAGGGCAAAGGCAAAGGUAAGGGCAAGCUGCUCCUCCGGAGCCGCGGCCGUGGUCCUCCCUGUGCUGCACGCGGCGUGCUGCCGCCGUUGCGCGGACUUCCGCGCAACCUUCCUCGCAGCCCCCCACCCAAAGGCGCUAUCGACCUGGAUGACACUGCGGUGAUCAUCACCUUCGCAGUGCACAAUUUGGCCGGCACCGGACUUUCCUCAGAAGCGGACAUCCUUGUCCUCGGCUGUGAUCUAAGAAUCAGCUUUGCCUUGAAGCGUUCCGAUGCCGCGACGCCGAACGGAAAGGACGUACCCAAUGUGCUGAGCUCAGGGCGCAGCAUCUCGCGCACGAAGACACCGACCAGGCGCAGCGACCGGCGCUUCCCGGCCGACACGCCCCGCAGCCGCAGUCGGCGCCACGAGCGCGAGGGUCGCCGGCGCCGCCGCCGUCGUCAUUCCCGCGCACGUCGCAGCUCCAGCUCAAGCCCAAAGGCCAAAUCCAAGCGCGAGGAUGCGAGCCGCGAGAGGAGUGCGGAGAAGGCUUCAGAGGCCCCUAUGGAGACAGAGGCACCUUCCGUCACGGAGACAGUGCUGCCGGCACGUGUAGAGCCAGGAUUGCCCUUUCUUUCCUUCCGAGAGUUUGUCCUGACGCAACCGAUCGAGACCGUUGAGGCCAAGAAGCCGGAACAGCUCGUGGAGGAGUACAAGGUCUACGAUGGGGACCACAAGCGCGACUGCCAGGAACGGUAUUGGGCAGCCCACACGGAUCAGGGCAUCCUUCGUGACUCCUAUCAUCCGGAGAACCUGCGGCGUUUGUGGAAGUGGCGGUGCGACCGCGGAAAGCAGAUGAUGGAGCAAUUCCGGAAUUCUUUGGCCAACGGCAAGUUCGAAAAGCUGCACUUUUGCUACAAGAGCUCAGCAUCCGUGGAAGGUCACGCCCAUGAGGAGGUCCGCAAGAUCAAGCUCCCCAAGAAGCAGCUGCAGGACCUACUUUGCCUGCAGCAAGAGCACGUCCUGGUGUUGGAGGAAGUUCCGCGACAGGUGAGCAUUUGGGACAUACACGACCAGCUGUCGCAGUUCAGUGGAUUCGAGGAUGCAUUCUUGGAAGGCCGGGACCUGGCACAGGUCUCGCAGGCAGCCUUUGCGUACUUCUCCUCAGAGCUCAACCUCAAGGCGGCCUCGAGUGCCUUGAGCUCUGGCCUCGCUUUGGGCGAAGUGGAGCUCCGGGUCAAGGCUUUGCAGCGUGAGGGCGAGGACAGCGAAUUCGAGGUCUCACUCAUCCCUGCAACCGCGGACGCAGAGCGUGUGGAGGAGGACUUGAAGCUGGCCAGCCAACUCGUUCGAGCACUGGAUUCGGCCGUUUGCAUUCCUACCGAGGACACUGAGAAGGUCGCUGCAGCCAUCAUGGCCGUGCCUGAGGUCGAGCAUCGACUGGACUUGCACAUCCUCUACCUUCGCACAGUACACAACUGCUGCUUCUACAGCGGCGAGUGGUGCUCCGAUCCGUAUGAGCUCCGUCGCCGUGCGGGAGCAGGGAGCCUCCGACAGGCGAGAGAGAACUUGGCUUUCUCCAGCUCCGCAUGGAUUUCAACUCACUGUGAGCGCAUUCGCAGCUUGAUCGCCCGGGCAGCCGAAGCGGCCAAGCCGCCUCCAGCAAAGCCCUCUUCUGAAGAGGAGCCCUUGAAGAGCCAGUGGCUGCAGUGCUGCGAGGAACUCACGAAGAAGGAGGCAGAGGAUCGCUUCCGCUGCACCCGCUGCAAGAAGCUUUUUCGUGGAGUCAACUUUUUGCAGAAACACGUCUUCAAGGUCCACCUGGAGGUCAUGGCCAAGGUUGAAGAUGAUUUCAUGAACCAUCAGAUGAAAGAGGCCUUCUUCAGAGAUGCGGCCGCGGCCUGCCAAGCACAGCGAGCGAUGAUCCAAAGCAGCUGA